Molecule: messenger RNA, 1467 nt
Organism: Naegleria lovaniensis
Lineage: Eukaryota; Heterolobosea; Eutetramitea; Acrasida; Naegleriidae
Exons: 2
Coding region: 1-1467 (488 amino acids)
Molecular function (GO): pseudouridine synthase activity; RNA binding
Source: RefSeq, a predicted model, not a curated record
AUGACUUUAUCAAGACGUAUCGAUAAAUUACUCUUCGAGUUGGGAUAUUGCUCGAAAAUAGGACUUCGGAGAUUUCUAUCCAAUCAUGAAUUAACUCUCAUCAAACACCUCAAUAACAACAAACAAAUUCACGAGAAAUUUCUCGGAACCAAAAAACAACUCCGACAAGUCAUUACACCCUCUCAACUUCUCAUCAAUGGCCAACCUGUUCAUACAUUAAAUCCAUUAAUUAUUGCAUUUGAUAAACCUGAAGGUUGGACCUCAGAAUCCUUAGGCUCACUCUAUGAUUAUACUCAUUUUCAAUAUCAUCAAAAGAUGAAAAAGAAUUUUAAAUUGAUUGAACAGCAAGAUGUAGAGAACCCUUCAAGUAGUAGUACUAUUCAAAUUCUUUCUCAAGAAGAAGAAGAAUAUUCCGAAGAAGAAGUUGAUGAUGAUGAAUAUACUUCUGAUGAGCAUGAAAUUUCAUCUUCCGAACAAAUUUAUUCCAUUCUUGAUUUAUUACCCAAAGAAUACCCAUUAAGGAAACCAGAAUUUCAAUCCAUUCUGCCAUUACCAGAUGAAAUUGGUGGACUCACGAUCAUUACUCAAUUACAUUCUGUAGCGAAAGCGUUCCGAUCGGUACGUGCUCCAUGUCGGCGAGUCUAUCGAAUUCAAACACGAGAUGGAUUUACUGGAUUGGAGGAUGAAGCUCUGUUGCAUUUCCGAUCGGAUAUUAAGGAUUCAAUUAAGAGAGUGAUCAAUCCUCCUGAAUUUUUCGUAGUGGAUGAGAAGAAGCAUAUUGCUGAAAUUUCAUUGUAUGAUUACAAACCAGAUAAGAUUCGUGAAAUGAUGAAAGCUAUUCGACACGAGUUGUUGAGUGUGAAAAGAAUUGGCUUGGGCGGAAUUUUACUCGAUGAGGAUUUACCAGAAUUGGUAACUCCAAAAUUGAAUGAUGAAACUGGAUUGGUGGAGUUGACCAAACAAGAAAUGAAAGCGAACAAGAAACAUUGGGUGGCUUUGGAUGAGGAUAGAAUUGAAAAAUUAAUGAGCUCGAAACAAGAGGUUGUGGAUCGAUUGAAAAUCGAAAAAUCAAAGGGCAAAGUAAGACGAGAGGAAGAAUUGCAACGAUAUGCACGAGAAACAAACAUUCGAAAAGAAGAUUUCAACAUUUCGAUGAAUGUCAAGCAAGAGCAAGAGUUUAAGGAAGAAGCUAAAAUAACAGAGACUAUUUUGGGUGUGGACCAAGAGUAUCCAGAGAAACUUGUACCAAAGAAGAACACCUCUACAAGAGAACAACACAAGCCAAAAUACUCAUUAACUACAAUUACUGAAGCAGCACAAGCAGGAAACCCAUUAAUGGACAUGGAACUUGAUGAGAAGGAUAUGGAAGAAUUGCAACGUUGGAAUGAAGAAACAACAGAAGAAAUGCGUCAAUAUGCUGCCAAGUUGGAAAGGAAAAAGGCCAUUACAUCAAAGAAAAAGAAAUAA